AUGGUGCUUCUGCAGGCCUGUCAGAUGCACAGUUCCAUCCCAAGCCUGGGCAGGGUGAUGGUGUUCCUCGCAGCAGCCCUGGCAUCAGCCUCCUUUGCUAUCCCUGAAGACUGGGGAGAGGAAGGCGUGCAGUAUGGACAGCUGGGGACAGACGUGACCCUGUCAUGCCCCGGUGCCCGUGCCAGCUCAGCAGUGCGAUGGAGGCGAGCGGGCGCCGCGGCGCUGCCGGAGGGCUCAGUGAUCCAGCAGGGAUCCCUGGUGCUGCCGAGCGCCAGCCCGGCCCUCGGGGGCACAUACAGCUGCCACAGCGAGGACGGCAGCCUCCUGCACUCCGUGUCCCUGCGUCUGGGGCACCUGCCUGGAGUUCCCUUUGUGUCCUGCAGAGCAUCUGACUAUGAGAAUUUCUCUUGCUCCUGGACCUCCAGUGUGGAGACCUUCCUUCCCACCAGAUACAUCACCACAUACAGGAAGAAAUCCCUGACAGGCGAAGAAAAGCGGAGGAACAAGAAUGGGCACGUGGGGCUGUGCCUGCAGGAUCCGUCCCACCCCGGCACCUGCACCGUCCACAGGUCAGAGUUCUGGAGCUCCUACCGCCUAAACAUCACCGAGGUGAACCCCCUGGGCUUCAGCUACCGCCUUCUUGAUGUCACCAUGCAGGCCAUCAUUAAGCCAGACCCUCCAGAGGGCUUGGUGGUGGAGCCCAUCCCCCUGGCCCCACGGCGGCUCCAUGUGAGCUGGAAGUACCCUUCCUCCUGGCCAAAGGAACCCCACUUCCAGCUACGGUUUCGGCUCCAGUACCGACCCGUCAUCCACCGUUCCUGGUCCGUGGUAGAGACGGUGAAUCUGUCAGAGGUUAUCACGGAUGCCUUCGCCGGGCUGGAGCACGUGGUCCAAGUCAGUGCCAAAGAUUUCCUGGAUGCGGGGAAUUGGAGCGAGUGGAGUGCUGAGGCCCGGGCAACGCCAGUCAGAGACCUGGCCUCCACAGCAAGUGAAGAAACCACUACAGAUGCCAGACUGGAGAGCCUGGCUGAGGAGCCCUCCCAGGCUCCCAACCCUGAGCCCAUCAAUGGCAGUGACCCCUUGGAGAAGAUGGCCGUCCUGGUGUCCCUUGGGAUCUUUGCCUUCUUCAUCCUGGCUGCCGUUCUUGUCAUCACCAUCCUCAUCUGGCUCCGGGUGAGGAAACAAGGCAAGGACAAGACCAAACCCAGCUUUUUGGUUGCUGCCACCCACUUGAAGGCACUACCAAAAGCUCAGAUCCUGUAGUGAGCCCUGGCCGAUCCCUGCUCCCUGCACCCACUUGCCCACGCGUGGGACUUGAUGCCACUGCUGGCCCCAAGGAGCCCACGCCUCCACAGCUGUGGACAUUGCCGGAGCCCCCAACACCCCGGGGUUGCAGGAUGGAUCCUAAGGAGAGAGGCUCUGCUCUCGGGAGCGUUGGACUGCCUGGGCCCACCAGGAGCCAGCUGGAGUCACUUCAGGCUCAGGGUGACAGGCCAGCUCCACCUCUGAGCGCUGCUAAACCAAUGGGGAUAAGAGACUGAGCCAGCCCCACUGCACUGCCUAGUGCUGAGGGGGACCAUGGGUGUAGGCUCCGGGGGUGCCAGGCAUCAGUGGGGUGCUGAUCCCUGCCUGUCACCCCCCACCAGCCACCAGCAGGCAGAAGAGAACACCCCCUGCCCCUUCCCUCUGCCCCA
Molecule: messenger RNA, 1694 nt
Organism: Agelaius phoeniceus (red-winged blackbird)
Lineage: Eukaryota; Metazoa; Chordata; Aves; Passeriformes; Icteridae
Source: RefSeq, a predicted model, not a curated record